CUGCUCGAUCGGAUGCCCGAGAGGGAUCUGGUGGGCUGUAACACGGUGCUCAUCGCCGACGCCCACGACGCCAAUGUCGCCAGCGUCGAGCGAUUGUUCGCGGCGAUGGAGGAGGGCGAUGUGGUGUCAAGGAACGCGGUGAUGCUCGCGCUGGUGCUGUGCGAUCGCGAGGAGGAGGCGCUGGCAGGCUUCCGGAUCAUGGAUCUAGAUGGCAUACAGCCCAAUCGCGUGACGUUUCUCUCGAUCCUGGACGCGUGCUCGUCGCUCGCCUCGAUCGAAUUCGGCCGCGUCGUGCACGCUUGCAUCGUCGAUUCGUGCUUCGCGGGCGAUGUUCACGUCGGGACGUCGCUGGUGACGAUGUUUGGGAGAUGCGAGCACGCCCAAGAGGCGGACGCGGCGUUCCACGCCAUCGUCGCGAAGAACAUCCUGGCCUGGACUGCGAUCCUAUCCGCAAAUGCUCUCUCCGGGCAUUUGGAUGCCGCGAGAAUGGUAUUUGAUCUUCUUCCACUUCGCGACCUCGCGGCCUGGAACGCUAUGAUCACUGGAUACGCGCAGUUCGGCCACAGUGAUCCAGCGCGAGAGCUCUUCGAUCAGAUGCCGGAGAGGAAUGUGAUAUCCUGGACUGGAAUGAUCUCCGCGUAUGCCUAUAGCGGGCAUCGUCGCGAAGCUCACGAUCUCUUCAAAGCCAUGGAUCUUCUCGGCCAGCGACCGAACAAGAUUACGUAUCUCAAAGCGCUCGAGGCCUGCGCUGGGGGGAUCACCGCCGCGGAGGCCCGGACGAUCCACGCCAAGGCGAUCGAGAGUGGAUACAGCAGUGACACCCAAGUCGCGGUGGGACUCUUGAAUCUCUUCGAGAAGUGUGGAAGCCUUGCGAUCGCGGAGAGAGUUUUCGAUGAUCUUGGCGAGAGGAAGACGGUGGUGGCGUGGAGUAUCAUGAUCAGCGCCUAUGCCCAGUCCGGGCGUCCCUGGAGAAGCUUGGAGCUCUUCACGGAGAUGGUGCAGAGUGGUGUGAUGCCAACGGAGAUCACGGUCGUGAACUUGCUCUCGGCUUGCAGUCACGGCGGGUUCUUGUAUCACUCGUGGCUGUUCUUCGUGUCCAUGGUUGGCGACUAUGGUCUGUGUCCGAUCUUGGAUAACUACGUGUGCCUGGUGGAUAUCUUGGGACGGACAGGGCAGCUUUUGCUGGCGCAAGAGUUGCUCGAAGCGAUGCCGUAUGAGCCGAAUGAUAUCGCGUGGACUUCGCUGCUAAGCUCUUGUAAGACGCAAGGCGAUGGCGGGCGCGGAGCUAGCGUUGGGGACCAGGUGAUGGAUCUGUGUCCGAAGCACUCUGGGCCGUAUAGACUCGUCUGGAAUGUGUGCGUUGGUGGUCUGGAAGAAGGAAAUGGAUUAGCUCUUUCUGGUAUAGGAUCUGGAACAAUCCAAUGCGCCAUGGGCCACUUUGGCGAGAAAGGAGGAGGCAGCGUCACCAAUCCCGCCAUCCCCGACGGCGAUCGAUGCCUCCAGCUGCGCGAAGAGCUGGUCCCGUGCUCCGCGUCGCUCUACGGGAUCUUGCCGCCGGCCCCCAGCGCCGAGUGCUGCAGCGCGCUGUGGUCGCUCACCACCGAGGCCGUGUGUAGCUGCGCCGUCGGCCCCGUGGGGUGGAAGGAGAUCUUCCUCCGCGUCAUGGGAGAUGGAGGAUUGAUCAACAUACCCGCGGCGCUGCGCAUCCCAUUCCAAUGCAAGGGAUUGUGGUUGUGCGAGGUACGUGGAUCGAUUGGGCGUGCGGCAACGGCGAGGCGGUAUCCUUGCGCUCUAGAUCUGGCGAUACGCGACGAUUUAGGCCCGGAUUCAUCACUGGAUCGUAGAGCGGGCGAUGAUAUAUCGCCAAUGGGACAGGAGGUGUUGAGCGAGAAUUGGGCCGAGGAAGAACGGCUGGCCGUGGUGCCUCUCGAGGGUGCUAGCGCUUCCACUCCAGAUGUGUCUGUUGGACUCAUGGGUGGGCGCUCCUCGGAUGUUUCUCCCGUGAAGCAUCAAAACUUUGGUCUGGAGGUUGAGAAGGAGAACGACGACUUCUUUGGGGGUUCUAGCAGUGGCAGCCGGAAUGGCAGCAGGGGUCUUGCUGGCCUCCAGAAUCUCGGGAACACUUGCUUCAUGAACAGUGCUCUCCAGUGCCUGGCUCACACUCCGGAGCUCGUGGAGUACUUCCUCCAGGAUUAUGAUGACGAGAUCAAUCCGGCGAACCCACUCGGGAUGGAGGGUGAACUGGCUGUGGCGUUUGGAGAGCUUAUAAGGAAGCUAUGGGCAGGAAGAGAAGUUGUCGUGCCGCGUCCGUUCAAAAACAAGCUUUCUCGAUUCGCUCCACAGUUUAGUGGAUACAAUCAACAUGAUUCGCAGGAGCUCCUGGCCUUUCUUCUGGAUGGACUGCACGAAGAUUUGAAUCGCGUAAAAUCAAAGCCAUAUAUUGAAGUUAAAGAUAUUGAUGGACGACCGGAUGGAGAGGUUGCAGAUGAGUACUGGGCAAUCCAUAAGGCGCGCAACAACUCGAUUAUUGUGGACCUUUUCCAGGGACAAUACAAAUCGACUUUGGUCUGCCCCGUUUGCGCGAAAGUAUCGGUUACAUUUGACCCCUUCAUGUAUCUAUCCUUGCCGUUACCAGAGAAACAACAACUGAUGAGCGUAGCAGUCACGGUGUUCAGUGGAGAUGGGAGUGCUUCUCCGGAGGUUCAUACGGUUCAAAUACCCGGACCCAAGCAAGCACGUCCUAAGGAUCUUAUUCACGCAUUAAGCGUGGCUUGCACUCUAGAAGAAAACGAAUAUCUGUUCGUUGUGGAGGUAUAUAAUAAUCGGAUCUAUCGUGUAAUUUCUGAAUGUCCCAGUGCUCCACUUUCACUAGCUAAUGGGGAUCGUCUGGCUGCGUUUAGGCUAAAGUCGUUCCCUGGCAAAACAACGAAGCUUAUUCUUUACCAUGGCACUCUUGAGGAGACAAUAGGAAAGCAGUUUAAGCUUUAUGGUUCUCCACUUGUCACUGCCAUACCUGAAGCGGGGCUUAGUGAGGGUGCUGAGCUUUACAAUCUCGUUGCCAAGGUUGUGAGUCCGUUGAAGCGGGAAGCCGAAGUGAACAGUUCUCCGGAAGAUUGGCCAUUUCGUUUGUUUAUAACAGAUGACAAGGCCUCUACGGUGGAUCUGCUAAUAGACCCACAUAUGCCACUCCCUACGUUCAACUUUUCGCCGAGAGAACACAGAUAUUUGAUUUUAGUAUGGUCCCCAAGCGCUAAGGAUCAGUAUGGCUUCAAAGAGCUAGAGAACCUGGCUCCAGUAACUAUCCCCGAUUCAAGAAGGCGAGAACCAAUAUCCUUGUACGCUUGCCUAGAGGCAUUCAUGAGAGAGGAACCUUUGGGACCGGAUGACAUGUGGUUCUGCCCGAAAUGUAAAGAACACCGUCAAGCAAGCAAGAAGCUGGAUCUCUGGAGGUUGCCAGAGAUUCUGGUGGUCCACCUGAAAAGGUUCUCUUACAGUCGGUACUCAAACAAGCUGGAAACGCUGGUGGACUUCCCUGUGCACGACUUGGAUUUGAGCAAGUACGUAUCACACCGGACAGAUCCAUACGAGCUUUUCGCCGUGAGCAAUCACUACGGAGGCGUGGGUGGCGGUCAUUACACUGCAUAUGCAAAGUUGUGCAACGAGAACAAAUGGUACAACUUUGACGACAGCUGCGUUAAUCCCAUGAGCCCCGAUUCCAUAAAAACAACGGCAGCGUAUGUCCUGUUCUACAGGAGAAAGCGGCUCGGUACAAACCCAGCGCCAGAUCCUUGCGUAAGCCGGGGAGUAUCGUCUUUAAGCAUGAUAUAGUUUUUUUCUUAUUUUUUGGCGGAUUAUUAACAUCAGUCCAGUGAGGCCUUUUCAGCAGAAGCUAUUGAUAAUUCGGCUGAAAGCAAGAGUUAAACAAACAAGUGAUAAUAGAUUCUCCUUCCCACGUCGGCGGCCGCAUGGUUCCGGCGGUUGUGAA
This is a messenger RNA of Selaginella moellendorffii, 3985 nucleotides long. RefSeq lists its product as uncharacterized. The record is from RefSeq and is a predicted model, not a curated record. Lineage: Eukaryota; Viridiplantae; Streptophyta; Lycopodiopsida; Selaginellales; Selaginellaceae. Gene Ontology annotation, molecular function: cysteine-type deubiquitinase activity; protein binding. The transcript has 12 exons. Bases 13 to 3828 code for a protein of 1271 amino acids. Gene Ontology annotation, biological process: protein deubiquitination.